GAACGUGAAAUACGCCACGUUGAUAAAGUAGAUGAUAAUAACAAUGGCGAAGUGUCCUCAAAUAUUGAAUUCUCCAAAUACGAGACAGCUUGUAGCUACUUUGCAUAGCUAACAGCUGCGUUUACUUCGAAGCUUCAAACUUUAUUUGAAACUGCAACACAAAGCUUGUACUUUAAUAUACGUAUACAGGUUGAAGAAACAUGGCCGUACAAAGAGAUCCGCGUAUAGGAAUACCGUGUGUACGACAUACAGACUCUAAGAAUAAGUAAGAAGUGAAACUUUACCAAUUUCAUCGUAUCGCCGAGUUUGUUAUAGCUGUUAGCAUCGCAAAUAUUGAUUGACCGUUCGAAAGGGGUGGGACAAACGCGACGGGUCGAGUUCAUCGAUCUUUUAAUUCCUCAAAGAUACCCGUAAAUUGAAAAAUCAGGCGCCUCGAUGUACAGUCAUCGACAGAUGCAAGCUAAAACUUGCGACAGCACUUUUACCUCGGCGACAUUGAUCAUCGUUUAAUCGAAUUUGCAUUCGAUGAUUAAAUGCUCAUCUCAACUGCAGCACGGCCCAAUCCAAGGCUCUAAUUCAUAGACGCAAUUACCAUAAUUACACAUGUACGUUUUAAAUCAAUUGCGAUUAAUCAUUUUAAACAAAUUAAUUUGCCCGGUAUACCGAACGCGAAAUUAGUCGAACGAUUUCGAUACUCAACCGAUAAUCUUCGAUCGUAUCACCCAGUUUUCUUUUGUUUGUAGGUGUAUAACUUGUAAGGAUUAUAGGGAAUAAUAGGUUGUAAGAAAGUAGAGGAAAACAUCAACAAAACGCAGCAGGAAUAAUCGUUCGAACUAUUGGAAAAAGUGUGCAAUUAGCGGAAAGAAAUUCGUAGAUAUAGGUAUGUAUAUAUGUAUAUCUCUUUUGUUCUCGUCGAACGUGCGGGUUUUAUAGUUACUGCACCUCUGCUACAGCGUUAUUAUAGUAGCUGAGGCGUGGUACUACAACUUGUUGCUGAACGCGUUGACUUUAACGCCAUUUUACCGGACUCUGCGGUAGUAAAUUCCCGUGUGCGUGCAGCUCGUGUUCAUUGACAUCACGUUAUAUUGUAUUUUCAUACGUAUGUAUAUAUUAUGCAAGCGUAUUUGCAUAAAACUACAUCUACUACCGAUGCAGCACGAUGCUAUAUGUGCACAAGGGUAUGUCGGAUAUAACUAUUCAACUAUUUUCAAGACGCAACGCAUAAUGAAGUUAUGAUAAAGCGUGGAAACACUUUUGAUAUGGAUACAGAAAUGGAGAGAAAAGUCGCUGCUUGAAAAGCAGAUCGCGCUCUACGAAUAAAUAAUUAUGGGUAGGAAAAUUCAGAGUCUCCCAACCCCCGCGCCAUGUCUAGCCGCAAUUGAAAAUGGCGUCUAUAGCGUCUGUGCAGCUGCUGGAAAAUCUUGCGGCUCAAUUAAAAAAAAAAACGAUUUUCGUUUCCCCGUUAACUACACCGAUUGUAUAAUACCGAGAGCUUUUUCUUUCCACUCCCUAACUUCUCUCUCUUUUCUGCCCUCUCCCUCUCUACUAUUGAAUCGACUUGCAACUCUCCACACCAUGCUUUCACCCCCGAUCAAACGAACGACGCAACAAUCUAUAUACUCAAUAAGCUCCGACAAUUAAUCAGAGCUUUCUUCUGAUAAAUAUUGAAAAUUAAUUAGUGUUGAUUUUCGAUUGCGGUAAUAAGUUUGCGCGUGCAAUGUUCGUACUAAUAAAUAAUUGAAGGUGAAAGCUUUCAUCACACCGUUGAUUAUCCACCCCUGCAAACACAGCGCAUUUGUAAGGCUUCAUUCCUCAUUUUGGUUUUUACCUCUCGAUGCACGAUAAAUUUUGAUUUUUGCAUUUAUAUUUUCCUUCCCCGUUCACUUUUUCGUCGUUUUUAUCGCCAAUCUCGGUUUUAAUGCUAAUUGCACGGCUGCGAAGCUACCGGGGAAAAAUGAGGGAGCUGGGACGAGUUAAUUUUGUCGUUAAGUAAUCUGUACGCGUUUUCGGCGACGCAGCCAACGAGGCUAUUAUUUUUAUUAAAAAUGAAAAUCGUUUCAUCGGAAUUUCGAAUUUCCUCCCCAAUAUAGGUAAGUAUAUACUUGUAACAUAAUGCCUGCGGAAAAUAUCUAUACCUCAAUCUUUACUUACGAAAAGUAAAGUCGUUGCCAUUUCUUCGUUCAACUUUGCAACUAAGCCCGUUUAAGUCACAUCAUGACGACCGGUCAACUUUCUUGUGAAACUUUGUUUGACAACUAUUAACGGAUUUGUCCGAGACGCGGAAUGGGGUGGUCCAUGCAGCACGAGAGUGACGAAAAAAAUCUCGGAAAUGGUAGAUGGCGAGCUCGGUUUUGGUAUAACGACCCAAUUUCAUACUAACACUCGUAAAAAGUAAUCUUUUCUACGGAACGUAAUGAAAAAUGUUAUGAAAUAUUGUCAGGAUUCCGAUUAAAUUCGCUAUUAAUUAUUCCAUACAUAUAUAAUCCGCACCACGGCGGAUAUGCAGCCUUUUACAUCCCGAAUAAUAUAAAGUAAAACAGCUUGACCUUUAUCCAAACACCUUGCGCUAACGGUUAUUUAUCAAUGGUCAAUUUACUAAUCGAGUAAUAACGUAUGCAGGGAUUAAUUAUGCCUGAAAUUGUACAGUUUCAGUCGCAUUUUGUACCAGAAGUUACUUCGUUCAUAAAAGUAGUCGGUAGACUUAAAAAAUACCUACAUAAAGCGCAUACGUAUGGUAUAAGAGUACCCAUUAUCAUUCGAGCUUUAUAAUAUGACCACGAUUUUUGGUCGUACUAACAACAUUUUCAUAUGGCAGGAUUAUCCGUAUAAUUGUCAGACUGUAAUACUGUGUAUGCAGCUAUACUCUCUGUGGCGGCAUAAUCCGUGCUUACAACCUCCAGCGUUGGAUUUGGGUGCCGCCCAAGAGCUUUUUAUUUUAUCACCUUCAAAGGUCAUCGAUUCGGAUCGGUGGCGCCAUCCAACAUAUACAAGGACAAAUAGGGGUUGAAACAUUUCGCAGUUUCGACGUGGGAGAUUUUUACCGUUUUUACCCAGGUGAAUGUUCGACCACGUUGGCAUAUUAUCUGACGUUUGCUCAAUUUUGACGUAAAGGUUAGACAGCUGUCACGAGAAACUUGCUCCAAAAACACAAUGAAUAAUUUACAACGAUGUUUCAAUCUAUUAAGAGAAAAUGAAGCCAGCAUUUAUUCGGAAGUUUGUUGCGUUUUAGUAAAACUUUGCAAUAAUGUGAUUAAAAAUCCAAAUGAUCUGAAAUAUCGAAAAGUUCGGCUUAGCAAUCCUACAGUUAUAGCCAAACUUCUACCUGCUGUUGGAGCUAUGGAAUGUCUAUUUGAAAUUGGAUUUGUCGAACAAGACGAUCAUCUGCUGCUACCAGAAAAUGCAUCUCUCUCCAAUUUACAAGAAUUCAGACGUCUUCUUUCUGAGCCCCAAACACAGAAAGUGGAAGGAGUCCAGCCAGCAGUCGAACGCCCGGAUCCACUGAAUCGUAUUAACAAUAGUCAGGAGGUUGCACAACCGAGAGCUCCAGCUGCUCAAUCGAUGACUUCUGAAAUUAGACGCAACGGUAGCUUCUCAGCACAGGAAUCAACAUUUUUCCAGCAGAUUGAAAAAUAUUUUUCUGAUGUUCUGAAAUAUGAGAAUGAGAAGCUACAAGAAAAAGCCAGAGCAGUUGUCCCUUUAAUAGAUUUGCGGAUUAGUGCAAUGGAGAAAAUGAGGCUAAUUCAAAAAGAUGUGAAGGCAACCGGUGAUAGUAAGUCAGUGGAAGAUAUUUCUAUGGAAGAUUUACUUCUUGCUGAGGUUUUGAAGUGGUUCAAAGAAAAAUUCUUCAAAUGGAUGGAUAAUCCUGAAUGUACCAAGUGCUCAGAAAAGUGUUCAUUCCAAAAAGUAAUUCCUUCCAAAAAUGCAGGUGUAUCAAGAAUCGAGAUUCAUAGAUGCGAAACAUGCGCCAACACUGUCGAAUUUCCUCGCUAUUCGGAUCCUACUUUUCUCCUCCGUACCAGACAAGGACGCUGCGGAGAAUGGGCGAAUACAUUUGCACUGAUUUGCCGUUCUCUGGGGUAUGAUACCCGAUUUGUGUGGGAUUACACUGACCAUGUCUGGGUGGAGAUAUGGUCAGUGGCUGCUAAUCGAUGGAUACAUGCAGAUCCGUGUGAAAAUGUGAUGGAUCGUCCUCUAAUUUACGAGAAAGGUUGGGGAAAAAAGCUGAGCUACAUUUUCGCUUUUUCCAAAGACGAAAUCCAAGACGUUACUUGGAGAUAUACGGCAGACCAAAAAACUCUAAUGAAAAGAAGAAAUCUGUGUUCCGAGACGCGUUUACUAGCAUUCUUGACUUCAUUAACGAACACGCGACGUCGAACUAGUUGUUCAAUUCCACGACAACAGUAUCUGAUACGAAGAUCCCUCAUAGAACUAGUGGAGCUGAUAACUUACCAUUUCGGAAAUGAAAAUAGAGAUAAAAGUAAUACCGACAACUAUGAAGGCAGAACAUCUGGAUCACUUGCAUGGAGAUUGGCUCGGCAUGAAACCAAAGUUGACUCAAGCUCAUCCUACGUAUGGCGCAUUCCUGCAGAUAUUGCAUCGGUUGACUUCAGUUAUACGGCAUCGUCAGACGAAUAUAUUUUAACUGACAGCAGUAAAAGAAUUUUGCAGAAGCAGAUGGGCUGGGAAAAAGGUAUCCAUGAAGUGAGUGGAGGAAUGUUCCGUAAGGUCGAAAAUGACUGGAAAAUGGUUUACCUAGCCCGUAGCCCGGACAAUGAGUGUGGAAAAAUAGAGUGGAGUUUCGAAUUAUCAGAUUCGAGCUGUGAGAUUGAUGAAGUCAAUUUUCGGGCCAUCACUGCCGUUUUUUCCAACGCAAGCAUUGAAUGGAAGAUCCAAGGAUUUUACAAAAAUGGAAAAACUAGAGUAAUGUCCGUCAUCAAUGCCGAACAAUUCAAAACAGAUCAGCUAAGAGGUGCUUGGAAAAUUAGUUUAUCAGCUGUGCUAAGUGGAGGUGAUAAGGACUUAGCGUGGCAGCACGCCCAAUUAUUUCGUCAGAGUUUAGAUGCAACGGACAAUUCUAUGGUGGUCAACAUUACAGUGCGUAAGAUAAAUUGAACUAUUUUAAUCAAAGGUCAAAUUGGUGUUCGAAGAUUCGAAUUGAUACGACGUAAUACAAACAUCAAGUUGACUAAACAUUUAUUAUACAUGAUUCAUGUAAUAUAUCGAACAAUCAAACUUUUUUUUUCCUACAAGUAUAAAAAAGACCAAAAUCCCGAAUACGAAAACACAGCAAUUGACAAUUUCGUUGUAUAGGGAUAAUUUAUCACAUGAUUUGUGAGUUAAUUGUAAAUAAAUUGAUAAUCAUGCAUUUGUACGACCUCCUGAGGUAUUGAGCAUGUAUAAAUUGGAACUACGAUUGCAAGACUAUAUAAUGGGAAUAUCGCAAAUAUCUCCCACAAGUAGAUGCAUAAAUAACAUAUUAAAAUUCAUGGCGAUCCAGACUUUCUUUGGUACAUGAAAAACUUCCACAUGGUACCUAAAUUAUUAUACAAUAAAGCAAUAGCAAGAGUCAUGAUUUUCAAUAGUUGUGGAAAAAAAUCAAUAAAUAUACUUCUCGUACGUCAAUAUAAA
Messenger RNA from Athalia rosae (coleseed sawfly), 5628 nucleotides. It is a transcript of the gene Pngl, whose product is annotated as peptide-N(4)-(N-acetyl-beta-glucosaminyl)asparagine amidase. The record is from RefSeq and is a predicted model, not a curated record. Bases 3151 to 5112 code for a protein of 653 amino acids. The transcript is spliced from 7 exons. Gene Ontology annotation, molecular function: peptide-N4-(N-acetyl-beta-glucosaminyl)asparagine amidase activity. Lineage: Eukaryota; Metazoa; Arthropoda; Insecta; Hymenoptera; Athaliidae. Gene Ontology annotation, cellular component: cytoplasm; nucleus; cytosol. Gene Ontology annotation, biological process: protein quality control for misfolded or incompletely synthesized proteins; protein deglycosylation; glycoprotein catabolic process.